AUGGCAGCUCCUUUUGAGACGGCUCGGAAGGGAAGCACAGCCAGUGCAGAGAUGCAGAGUCCAACAACUGCAACCAACGAGCCGUCUUCUCCAACGCAAGCAGCAGAGACAUCAAGCCAGCCACCCGCGACGGGGCCCUCAGCACCACGGGACCGGCGCAUGAGUGAUGAGUGGGAUGCGGCCAAGGUACCGCCCAGUCGCUUCCAAAAACGCAAAGGCUCUAUCUUUGGCGUGCCUUCAUCGCGCGAUGGCCGCAUCGACAGAAACUACGCCGCCGAGUACUACGAGAAGCUGGCUGAGAUGGGCUACGCCCCAAAGAAAAAAGAAUGA
Molecule: messenger RNA, 330 nt
Organism: Thermochaetoides thermophila DSM 1495
Lineage: Eukaryota; Fungi; Ascomycota; Sordariomycetes; Sordariales; Chaetomiaceae
Exons: 3
Coding region: 1-330 (109 amino acids)
Source: RefSeq, a predicted model, not a curated record